AACCGCGCUUUUUAUUAUCGUAUACUCGUUUUGUGGAUUUUGUCACUGACUAAAAUUUGCAGUACCGCAGCGUUGGUUAGAAGUCUUUGACGUUUCGCCCUGUAUUGUUAUUACGUCUGAAGGUUUCUGUCGUGUUUGCGUAUUCUGUUGAAAAUGUCUUCAAAAAAGAAAAAAGAGCAAACAGUAGAAGAAGAGGAAGAGGCUGAAGAAGAUGAAUAUGUUGUGGAAAAAAUAUUGGAUAAACGUAUAAAUACUGCAACCAAUAAAACAGAAUAUUACCUUAAAUGGAAGGGUUAUCCAGAGGAUGAUAACACAUGGGAACCAGUUGAAAAUUUAGAUUGUCCUGAUAUGAUCAGGGAAUUUGAGGAAGAAUGGAAAAGAAAGAAAGAAUUAAAAGAGAAGAAGAGAAAGUUGAAUGGAAGUGAAACUUCAGAUACGCCUCCAAGCAAGAAACAUUCAACUGAGGAGAAGCGUCCUAGAGGCUUUGCUCGGGGUUUUGAACCAGACAGGAUUAUUGGAGCUACUGAAACAAAUGGAGAACUGUUGUUUCUGAUCAAAUGGAAGGAAUGCGAUGAAGCUGAUCUUGUAACGGCUAAGGAUGCUAAUAAGAUCUGCCCACAAGUUGUAAUAAAGUUUUAUGAGGAACGUCUUACUUGGCACACUGGAAACUCUGAUGAAAAAGAAAAACCAGCUAUUAAGAAAUAAUCAUGUAACUCGUGUUCACUUUUGGAUAAUAUUUCUACUAUCAUUGUUUUCAUUCAUCAUCAUGUAUCCAUUCUUCCGGUACUGUUAAAUUUGUGCAAAACUUUUUAUAUCUAAGAUUUUUGUAAUCUUCAGAUUCUUCUUUUCUCUGAUUUAACAUGUUAAAUUUAUGAAGAUUAUUUUUCUCUAUGUAAACGAUACUCAUCUUGUUUGUACAUAAUGUCAUAUGGAUAAAGAAGGCACUUGGAAUUCAUUUUCUGAUUGUGCAAUUUAGAAAUAAAUAUCAUUGUUAAAA
Stegodyphus dumicola is the source of this 997-nucleotide messenger RNA. Its product is annotated as chromobox protein homolog 3-like. Lineage: Eukaryota; Metazoa; Arthropoda; Arachnida; Araneae; Eresidae. Gene Ontology annotation, cellular component: nucleus. The record is from RefSeq and is a predicted model, not a curated record.